ACGAGUCAAACACGUCUUAACCUCUCACGAUUGUCUUGGGAGCAUUUUGUUUAUUGCAAAACAGUUGUGCAGGGGAAAAGUAUAUCAAAUUAUUCCGUCCCAAAGGAUGACUGGGCAGGAUAUCGCCAUGAAGGACCCAGAAAUUGACCCCAAGAACGUUAUUAAAAAUAGGGAGACACUCUACCGUUUGAUGAUCAGUCAACUGUUCUACGACGGUCACCAGACAAUAGCAGUCCAGCUCUCGAACCUGAUUCAGGCCGAGCCCCCCUGUCCUCCCUCGGACCGUCUCCUGCACCUGAUGCUCCUGGGAACAGCUCACGAGCCAGACAGAGCGAAAAAAAACGAAGGAUCGAACGCCAACCACACGCCGUCCUUCUCCAGCUUCGACAACACCCUGGGCCCAGGCCUGGACCUGGAGUACGAGACUGAGACCCAGACACAGGCCCCGGAGCCAGCGCAGUACGAGACAGCCUACGUUACAUCGCACAAAGGCAACUGCAGGGCUGGAGCCUUCUCAGCUGAUGGACAGCUGAUCGCCACAGGCUCAGUGGAUGCCUCCAUCAAGAUCCUCGACGUCGACAGGAUGCUCGCCAAGUCAGCACCCGAUGAAAUGACGCCUGGGGACCAGGCUGGUGGCCAUCCCGUCAUAAGAACGCUCUACGAUCAUCUGGAGGAGGUGACCUGCCUCGAAUUCCACCCUCGAGAGCCCAUUCUAGUCUCGGGGAGUCGAGACUUCAGCGUGAAAUUGUUUGAUUUCAGCAAGGCCAGUGUCAAGAAGGCAUUUAGAACCAUCACAGAUGCUGAUCAGAUCAGGUGCCUGUCGUUCCAUCCCACUGGGGAUUUCCUGGUUGUGGGGACCAAUCACCCUGUCAUCAGGCUUUACGAUAUCAACACUGCGCAGUGCUUCGUCUGCAGCAUUCCCAAUCAUCAGCACACUGCUGGCAUCACCAGUGUCAAGUACUCGCCUGAUGCCAAGACGUACGCCUCUGCUGGGAAGGAUGGGAGCAUCAAGUUGUGGGAUGGGGUCUCUAAUAGGUGUAUCAACACUUUUGUCAAGGCUCAUGAUUCCUAUGAGGUCUGCUCGGUCGCUUUCACACGCAAUGGAAAGUAUUUGCUGUCUUCGGGGAAGGAUUCAUUGAUAAAACUGUGGGAACUAUCCACCAGCAGGUGUCUAAUUGCCUACACUGGAGCUGGAACAACAGGGAAACAAGAGCACAAAGCCCAGGCUAUAUUCAAUCACACAGAGGACUACGUUAUGUUCCCUGACGAAGCAACAACGUCACUUUGUGCCUGGAAUUCCAGGAAUGCGUCGAGAAAACAAUUGUUGUCCCUUGGGCACAAUGGUCCUGUUCGAUUGAUCGUUCACUCACCAACAGCACCAGCUUUCCUCACCUGCAGUGACGAUUUUCGAGCGAGAUUCUGGUACCGAAGAAUGCCAACGCAUUGAGAAUUUUACAGAUAUCGUGAUAUUUGCAUUUUAUAAUGAAUUUCAACCGAGGGCUUCAUUAAUUAUUGUUUUUUUCGUCUCAAGUUUUUUAUGUACGAAAUAAAAAAUGGCAAACGAA
Messenger RNA from Diachasma alloeum, 1565 nucleotides. It is a transcript of the gene CstF50, whose product is annotated as cleavage stimulation factor subunit 1. NCBI's taxonomy places the organism in Eukaryota, Metazoa, Arthropoda, Insecta, Hymenoptera, Braconidae. Gene Ontology annotation, biological process: mRNA 3'-end processing. Bases 107 to 1447 code for a protein of 446 amino acids. Gene Ontology annotation, molecular function: protein binding; RNA binding. Gene Ontology annotation, cellular component: mRNA cleavage stimulating factor complex. The transcript has 4 exons. The record is from RefSeq and is a predicted model, not a curated record.